AUGGCGAGAAACACAAAUACUUCGGCCCCUAGUCCCGGGCAGCUCUUAGAUGAGCAAGGGGUGCUAAGAAUCUCCCGGCUCAAGAUAGCAAAAUACAAACUAAAAAUUGGCACAUGGAACGUUAGAAGCCUGUACGCUGCUGGUAAGUUUGAUAAUCUUAUCCAGGAAGCCAGGCGGAUGGAAACAACGAUUAUGGGAAUCAGCGAAUUACGAUGGCCAGGUUCCGGAACAUGCAGACACGACGAGGGCAUUCUAUACUACUCAGGCAGCGAGGACAGUGACACACAGCACAGAAAUGGGGUUGGAAUACUCAUAAAACCAGAACUUGAAAAAUACGUAAAACAGGUUAUCCCUAUAAACAACAGGAUCAUAAUACUUCAACUAAAUGCCAGCCCAUUCAAUGUUAAUAUAAUACAAAUAUAUGCACCUACGGCGGAGAAGAAAUAUGAUCACGAAACCGAGAUUUUAUACCAACAACUAGACGAUGUACUUAAUCGCCUUAAAAAAGAUGAAAUCAAUUUUAUUAUGGGAGAUUUCAACGCUAAAAUAGGGAAAGGUCGUAGAUCUGACCUAGUAGGUGAGUACGGUCUGGGUGAGAGUAACGAGCGCGGCGACAGACUAUACGAAUUUGCCCAAGAGCAUGAUAUGGUUGUAGCGAACACAUGGUAUAGAUUACCCAAAAGAAGACUAUAUACGUGGACCGCCCCUGGCGAUAAUACUGAACACAUAAUAAGAAAUCAGGUUGAUUACAUCCUGGUAGUUAAGAGGUUUAGAAACUGCGUAACAAGGGUCACCACCUAUCUGGGCGCAGACAUAGGAUCGGACCAUAACCCACUAGUCGCAAACAUAAAAAUUAACCUUAAAAAAUUAAACAAAAACAACAAAAGUCUAAAGUUUUCCAUAGGCGAUGUGGACAUCAAUAAACUGAGAAAUGAACUCAACGACAGCCUCGACACAAUGACAGGGAUAAGUGGCAAUACGGUAAACGAAACGUGGGAGAUAUUUCGAGAACACAUCAUUAAGACAAUGGAGGAGAACAAAACAAACAACAUCAAACCAAAGAAAAAACGUUGGAUGACUGAAGAGAUACUAAAACUCAUGGAAGAAAGACGAAAAUGCAAAAACAACACGGAGGAAUAUAAGAGCAAACAAAGGGAAAUAAAGAACAAAAUCAAGAAUGCAAAGGAAGAGUGGAUGACGGAUAGAUGCGAGGAAAUGGAGGAUCUGGAGAGAAGACAUGAUACCUUUAACAUGUACAAAAAGGUCAGAGAAGUAGCAGGCCUAUUUAACAAAAAAGCCCCUAGUAUCUUAAUGGACAACGCAGGAAAAACCAUUAUAGAUGAGGGAGAAGUUCUUAAUGCAUGGAUACAAUACAUAGAUGAUCUAUUCGGGGACAAUAGACCGGCGUCGAUGACUGAUGUAGACGACAACGAGGGACCUGAAAUCUUGAAAUCCGAAGUCCUAUUUAACAUAAAAUCUGCAAAAACAAAAAAAGCAGCGGGACCUGAUGACAUCCCAGUAGAACUUCUUCAACUUAUCAACGAGAAAAACAUUGAUAUCUUGGUUAAACUCUUCAAUGAUGUAUACAACACGGGAGAAAUACCAGAAGAAUGGCUGAGAUCUGUAUUCAUAACAAUUCCCAAAAAACAACGAGCCAGAAGAUGCAACGAUCACAGACUUAUUAGUCUCUGGCUCAUCAGGCUAAUAAGCUUAAUAAGCUUAUUAGCUUAUUAG
Messenger RNA from Coccinella septempunctata (seven-spotted ladybird), 1734 nucleotides. RefSeq lists its product as uncharacterized. Lineage: Eukaryota; Metazoa; Arthropoda; Insecta; Coleoptera; Coccinellidae. Bases 1 to 1734 code for a protein of 577 amino acids. Gene Ontology annotation, molecular function: catalytic activity. The record is from RefSeq and is a predicted model, not a curated record. The transcript has a single exon.